ACGAGCUCAAGGAGGUCAAGACCGUCAAAAGUCCAGGCAACGGAGGACGCAUAUUUUCAUGAUUUUGUGAAAUUGUGGACAUGGAAUCGCUCAGUUAUGGCGCAAUUAAAACGGCUAAUCAUGCAAGAGAAGCGGACGAGCAGAAGAAUGAACAGCGCAAGAGGAACCUCCUGAUCCUAGUCUUACAUCACCUGGUUCAGGAGGGUUACACGGAGGCGGCCAAGUCACUGGAGCAUGAGAGUAAUCUCAGCUUCAGCCGCUUCGAGGUGUGCGACAAUGUGGACCUGGAAACGAUAUUAAUGGAAUAUGAAUCUUAUUACUACGUCAAAUUUCAGAGGUACCCUAAGGUUACAAAGAAGAUCUGUACUGAUGGAAACUCUCCUCAAAAAGGCACAAAGAAAUUUGUCAGAAAUGGAAGUACCCCUACAUUGCCCCGCAUACCCCACCCCCAAGCCCCGGACCCCAAAGAUGGGCCGGCCUCAGCGCCCUCGCAUCUGGGCAGGAGGCGGCCCAACUCCAGCACCGCCACACCCAACAGAAAGCCGGCCAUCGACCGCAGGCCCAGCCGAGAAACCAAACAGACGUCUCAAGUCAACGGAGUCGGAGACCCGCUCUCGGAUCUCUCUGUGUCCGGGUCGACAGUCGCCAACAGAUCUAGCGAGACGAAUCUCGCCAACGGCUCGGGGAAAUUGCCGCCCAAGAAGGGACCCAUCAUCGACAUGCGGGCCAUGUUGAACAAUGCCAUCAAGGGGGCCACACAGGAAUACAUUGGGGACAACAAUCCUUCAGAUCGGCUAUUGAAACCCCUAGGGGGCUACUCAGGCUACACCCUGGAGUGGCGAGAGUUAGCACAGAGCAUCAGCAAGGACAUCUAUCUACACAACCCCAACGUCAGAUGGGAUGACAUCAUCGGCUUAGACAGUGCCAAGAGAUUAGUCAAAGAGGCUGUGGUCUACCCAAUCAAGUAUCCCCAGCUGUUCACUGGUAUCCUAUCCCCCUGGAAGGGACUGUUGCUCUACGGCCCGCCAGGUACUGGCAAGACGCUCCUAGCCAAGGCUGUAGCCACUGAGUGCAACACUACGUUUUUCAACAUCUCUGCCUCGAGUAUUGUCAGCAAGUGGCGGGGAGACUCGGAGAAGUUAGUCAGGGUACUAUUUGAGUUAGCGAGAUUCCACGCUCCAUCGACGAUAUUCCUGGAUGAAUUGGAAUCAGUCAUGAGCCAGCGUGGAUCUACACCAGGAGGAGAGCACGAGGGCAGCAGACGCAUGAAGACAGAGCUGCUAGUGCAGAUGGACGGCCUGUCAAAAUCCGACGAUCUGGUCUUUCUUUUAGCUGCCUCCAAUCUCCCAUGGGAAUUGGACCACGCCAUGCUGCGGCGAUUAGAGAAGAGAAUACUGGUGGAUCUCCCCGUCUUAGAAGCACGGAGGAAGAUGAUCGAGUUCCAUUUACCCGAGGUCAUCAACCCCGACUGUGCCUUGGAAAUCAAGACGGAUAUUGACUACGAAUACCUGGCUCAGUUAACGGAGGGUUAUUCUGGCUCGGAUUUGAGACUCGUCUGCAAAGAGGCUGCCAUGAGACCAGUCAGAAAGAUCUUCGACAUCCUGGAGUCUAGUACCGUAGAGGAAAAAGUCCCCGAGUUUAGCAUCGACCCCAUCAGCACUGAUGACGUCAUUGCCGCCCUGGCACACACUAAGCCGUCAGCCAAACUCCUCAAGGACAAAUACAUCAAAUGGCAGAAAGAAUACGAGUCGGUCUAGACGAAGGGGAGAGACAUCUGUCUUUCAAGUGGGAGAAGAAAGUGUGUUGACCUCUGCAUCUGGACACAAGAGGGCGCUGGUGUAGUGACAGCCAACGCGUAGUAUUGCACUGACACUUUAUUGCCAGGACGGUCCAAUUUCAUUUGGAUGCCAGAGUGGCAGAAUGUCAACAAUGUUGGCCAAUUUGCUGUUAUUUCCUCGGGACAUGGACCCGGACUCGCCGCAACACUAUAUCCCAGGUAUUUCCAACAGCCUUGCUUAAAUAGUCUGGUGCCAAAAUGAAGCGGUUCAGUCGAUUGAAGAGAAAGAGGAGUUAACUUUUCUAAGUUACUUUUCUAAGUUACUUUUCUAAGUUACUUUUCAUGAUGUACUUGGCUGAAAAAAAAGCCAAUAUUUACUCUUUAACAUAGAAAUUUAAACUUGACAUUUUACCAAGAAACAAAGCAGGGGAUUUUCAGAAUCUUGGCUUUGUGUCCAGGUGAUUUUUAAGCCAACUUACGGUUUUAUGGCUUACAGUAAAUGGCGUUUUUUGACACUGCGCAGGCUCCUAAGGAAGGGAUACACUGUAUACAACUACUAGUUCACGUGCGUAUGGCGCCAAGCACGCACGAUUUGUUUUAUUUAUGUGCACAAUCCAGUAGAGUGCUCGCGUGAGCGCCAAGCUUAUGUUUCCCAGUGUGCACUGAGUCUAUACACGUGUGCACUGAGUCUAUAUUCUUAAAGCUAUAGUCCAUCAUUUGCAGCCAUCCGAAAAGUAACUGGCGUAAUUAUU
Molecule: messenger RNA, 2529 nt
Organism: Patiria miniata (bat star)
Lineage: Eukaryota; Metazoa; Echinodermata; Asteroidea; Valvatida; Asterinidae
Gene: katnal2
Product: katanin p60 ATPase-containing subunit A-like 2
Exons: 13
Coding region: 81-1757 (558 amino acids)
Molecular function (GO): ATP hydrolysis activity; protein binding; ATP binding
Source: RefSeq, a predicted model, not a curated record